This is a messenger RNA of Vombatus ursinus (common wombat), 3961 nucleotides long. It is a transcript of the gene PTK7, whose product is annotated as protein tyrosine kinase 7 (inactive). Gene Ontology annotation, biological process: homophilic cell-cell adhesion; synapse organization; protein phosphorylation. Gene Ontology annotation, molecular function: axon guidance receptor activity; protein kinase activity; ATP binding. The transcript is spliced from 20 exons. The coding region runs from base 1 to 3213 and encodes 1070 amino acids. Gene Ontology annotation, cellular component: plasma membrane; axon; neuronal cell body. The record is from RefSeq and is a predicted model, not a curated record. Lineage: Eukaryota; Metazoa; Chordata; Mammalia; Diprotodontia; Vombatidae.
AUGGAAGCGGAGCCGGGGGCCCCGGGCAGCUCCCGCCGGCCGCCGCUGCUCGGCUUUCUCCUGCUGCUGGGUGCUACAGGUACAAGAGCCACCAUCAUCUUUACCAAGGAGCCUUCCUCCCAGGAUGCACUGCAGGGGCGCCGGGCACUACUGCGUUGUGAGGUGGAGUCCCCGGGCCAUGUGCACAUUCACUGGCUGCUCAAUGGGGUCCCCAUCCAAGACUCAGAACGACGCUUUACCAAGGGGAACAACCUGAGCUUUGCGGCUGUGGACCGACUGCAGGAUGCGGGCGCCUUUCAGUGUGUGGCUCGGAAUAAUGUCACGGGUGAAGAGGCCCACAGCGCCAGUGCCUCCUUCAACAUCAAAUGGAUUGAGACCGGGCCUGUCAUCCUAAAGCAUCCGGCCUCACUGGCAGAGAUUCAGCCCCAGACACUGGUCACUCUGCGUUGUCACAUUGAUGGACAUCCCCGCCCAACGUACCAGUGGUUCCGGGAUAGGAAUCCCCUCUCUGACAGUCAGGGCAACUACUCGGUCAGCAGCAAAGAGAGAAACUUGACCCUGCGUCGUGCCAGCCCUGAGCACAGUGGUGUUUACAGCUGUUGCGCCCACAAUUCCUUUGGCCACAUCUGCAGCAACCAGAACAUCACCCUAAGCAUUGCUGAUGAGAGCUUUGCACGUCCGUUGGUGGUACCCCAGGACCAGGUGGUGGGGAAGAGUGAGGAUGCUAUGUUCCAUUGCCAGUUCACGGCUCAGCCACCUCCCACCCUGCAGUGGUUCUUUGAGGACGACUCCCCCAUCACCAACCGUAGUCGGAUUCCUCACCUCCGGCGGGCCACAGUAUUUUUCAACGGCUCUUUGUUGCUGACGCAGGUCCGACCACGUAAUGCUGGGGUAUACCGAUGUGUGGGCCGUGGCCAGAGGGGUCCACCUGUUGUCCUAGAGGCCACUCUUCACCUAGAAGAGAUUGAAGACAUGCCACCUUUCCAGCCUCGAGUGUUCACAGUGGGCAGAGAGGAGCGGGUUGCCUGCAUUGCUCCCCAGGGUGUGCCGGAGCCCCACGUGUGGUGGGAGCGGGCUGGGACCCGGGUGCCCCACCAUGGCAAGGUCUACCAAGAAGGUUAUGUGCUGGUCUUUGCCAAUACAACCGAGAGUGAUGCUGGCACCUAUACCUGCUAUGCAGCCAACCAGGCUGGCCAGCGGCAUCAGGAGGUCAACAUCACUGUGGCCACACUACCCAGAUGGCUGAAAAAGCCCCAGGACAGCCAGCUAGAAGAAGGCAAGCCGGGUUACCUGCACUGCCUGAGUCAGGCCACACCUAAACCCACUGUCGUCUGGUACCGGAACCAGAUGCUCAUCUCUGAGGAUUCAAGGUUCGAGAUUUCAGAGAAUGGGACUCUUCGAAUCAACAACGUGGAGGUUUAUGACGGGAAUUUGUACCGAUGUGUCAGCAGCACCCCCGCAGGCAGCAUUGAGGCCCAGGCCCGAGUCCAGGUCCUGGAGAAACUAAAGUUCACGCCGCCUCCCCAGCCUCAGCAGUGCAUGGAGUUUGACAAAGAAGCUACAGUGUCAUGCUCGGCCACGGGCCGGGAAAAGCCCACAAUUCGAUGGAUGCGGGCAGAUGGGAGCAGCCUCCCAGACAGUGUGACAGACAAUGCAGGAACCCUGCACUUCUCCAGGGUAACCAGGAGCGACGCUGGCAACUAUACCUGCAUCGCCUCUAAUGAGCCUCAAGGCCAGAUCAGUGCCCACGUGCAGCUCACUGUGGCAGUUUUCAUCACUUUCAAGCGAGAGCCUGAGCGUACAACAGUCUAUCAGGGCCACACGGCUAUGCUGCAGUGUGAGGCCCAAGGUGACCCUGACCCCCUCAUCCAGUGGAAGGGCAAAGACAGAAUCCUGGAUCCUGCUCAGCUUGGACCCAGGAUGCAUAUCUUCUCAAAUGGCUCCCUAGUCAUCCAUGAUGUCACCUCAGAGGAUUCAGGCCGCUAUACCUGCAUCGCUGGCAAUAGCUGUAAUAUCAAGCACACAGAGGCUUCGCUCCAUGUUGUGGAUAAGCCAGUACUGGAUACCUCAGAGGGUCCUGGCAGCCCCCCGCCAUAUAAAAUGAUUCAGACCAUUGGGCUGUCGGUGGGGGCUGCAGUGGCCUAUAUCAUUGCUGUGCUGGGCCUCAUGUUCUACUGCAAAAAGCGUUGCAAGGCCAAAAGGCUUCAGAAACAGCCAGAGGGUGAGGAGCCUGAGAUGGAGUGCCUCAAUGGUGGACCCGUGCAGAAUGGGCAGCCCACAGCAGAAAUCCGAGAAGAAGUAGCUCUGACCAACCUGGGCUCUGGCUCUUCAGCCGCCAACAAGCGGCACAGUACCAGUGAUAAGAUGCAUUUUCCCCGUGCCAACUUGCAGUCCAUCACCACCCUGGGGAAGAGCGAGUUUGGGGAUGUGUUCUUGGCAAAGGCCCAAGGCCUGGAAGAUGGGGUGGCCGAGACGCUGGUGCUGGUGAAGAGCCUUCAGAGCCGGGACGAACAGCUGCAGCUGAACUUCCGGCGAGAAUUUGAGAUGUUUGGCAAGCUGAGUCACGCCAACCUGGUGCGGCUGUUAGGCCUCUGCCGGGAGGCCGAGCCCCACUACAUGAUCCUGGAGUAUGUGGACCUGGGGGACCUGAAACAGUUCCUGAGGAUCUCCAAGAGCAAGGAUGAGAAGCUGAAGCCACAGCCCCUCAGCACCAAACAGAAGGUGUCCCUCUGUACCCAGGUGGCCUUGGGUAUGGAACAUCUCUCCAACAGUAGGUUUGUACACAAGGACCUGGCUGCCCGAAACUGCCUCAUCAGUGCCCAGAGACAAGUGAAGGUGUCCUCACUGGGCCUCAGCAAGGAUGUCUACAACAGUGAAUAUUACCACUUCCGUCAAGCCUGGAUCCCGCUGCGCUGGAUGCCCCCAGAAGCUGUCCUGGAGGGUGACUUCUCUACAAAGUCAGAUGUCUGGGCCUUUGGGGUGCUGAUGUGGGAGGUGUUUACCCACGGCGAGAUGCCCCAUGGUGGGCAGGCUAACGACGAGGUGCUGGCAGACCUACAGGCGGGAAAGGCGCAGCUCCAGCAGCCUGAGGGCUGUCCUUCCAAGUUGUACCGGCUGAUGCAGCGCUGCUGGGCUCCCAGCCCCAAAGAUCGGCCGUCUUUCAGUGAGAUCGCUAACGUGCUCGGAGAGAGCUCUGCUGAUGGAAAGCCGUGAGGAGGGAGUCCCGGGGCAGGCUGUGUCCCAGGAUGGGCGAGGGACGGGGGGAAGCCCAGCAGGGAGUGCCAGCUGCUCCCAUGGACCUCGCGGCAGGUUGGGCAUGGCUUCCCUCUCCCCUUCUGCUCUUGGGCUCCUUGACCUGGCAUGGACAGGUAGACCUGAGCCUGGGCAGAGCCUGGGCUUUCCUCCCUGUCUCCCCCAACUCAGUCCCUUGCAUUUGCUCCUUUGACCCUUGUAUUGGCUGGGUCACUGGGACCUGGGGGCUGGGCAUCUUGUCCCCCCCCUUACCAGGAGCAGCAUUGGCACCUCAGGUAAUACUAAUGAGCAGCAUAGGCCUUCUCUGUGCUCUGGGCACCUAGCCCUACCACUUAACCUGCCGACUUCCCCGGAUGUCAGGCCAGGUCAGGUCCUGGGACUUUUCCUAAGGUACCAAGACUAAGCAUCAGGGCUAGAUUGGUGACAGUCUAGGAGUCUUCAGGUGCCUGAGUGAGUGAGGCACAUGGGGACUGCCUCAGGAUUCGGAGGGGGACAUUCCUGAGUGUGUACCUGCCUUGAAUGCCCCAGGGGUCUGGUCUUUGUGCCUGGCCUACUCCUGUUACCCUCUGCUCUGCCUUCCCUCUCUCCUUUCCCCUUACUAAGUGCCUGGCAGAUGAAGGAGUUUUUCAGGAGCUUUUGACACUAUAUUUACUGCCCCUUUUGUAUGCACCAUGGGCGAGUUUUGUACUUAACUUCAGGUGGGGUUUGU